Messenger RNA from Planococcus citri (citrus mealybug), 511 nucleotides. RefSeq lists its product as uncharacterized. Lineage: Eukaryota; Metazoa; Arthropoda; Insecta; Hemiptera; Pseudococcidae. The record is from RefSeq and is a predicted model, not a curated record. Bases 50 to 400 code for a protein of 116 amino acids. The transcript is spliced from 5 exons.
GUACUCUGGAACAAGAACAAGUCUCUCCUUUUACUUACUGGCAGCUAGAAUGAAAAUUAAAGUCGUACUAACAUAUUUUUUCAUAUGGUUAACAAUUUUUGGCUCAAGCUGGCAAGAUGGAUUCAAUUUUUACAAAGCAUUGAACCGAACGCCAAUGAACAGAGUGGAAAGGUUUUACAGAGAUGGGAUAUCUUCCCGUUACAAAGUACCAUUAUCGAAACGAUUAUUUUACGACGGUUUCAACGAAUGGAAAAAUACUAACGAAAAACGGAAUCGUGACUUCAUCGCUAUUCUAUUCAACUGGGACGCAGACAUGAAAUUUCACGGGCCAAAUAACGAAAACCCAGAAGAUGAAUGCGAAAAAAUGGUAAAUUCGAUACCAGAUUCGAUAUUCGUAUGAAUCAAGCGGAUGACGCCGAAGAGUUUGCGAGAUAGGUAUCCGAUUUAAACAUAUAGGUACGUAGGUAUGUAGUCUAUAAAAAAAUAAAGUGAUUUUUUUUUUACGCAAAAA